Molecule: messenger RNA, 552 nt
Organism: Trypanosoma brucei brucei TREU927
Lineage: Eukaryota; Euglenozoa; Kinetoplastea; Trypanosomatida; Trypanosomatidae
Exons: 1
Coding region: 1-552 (183 amino acids)
Source: RefSeq, a predicted model, not a curated record
AUGACGUUUUUUAAAUUACUUCUGGUACUUUCACUGGUCAAUCAGUUGUCAGGUGCUCUCACAAAAUUCUUCUAUCAUCCUUGUGAUGGUGAGUGCCGCUCGGGAAGCAGGACAGAUCAGAAUUUGACCCUCCAGAAGUGGUCGAAGUUACAAGGAAAAUGCUCCUAUUCUUCUCUCGUGCAGUGCGAUCCUCAUGCCGAGGUUUCCACUGAGCAGGCUACAACUCGCCUGCUGACGUUUCAGGCUUUUCUUGUCAGAUAUGCUCAUUUUGAAGAACUUGUUUCGACAACGUUGGGAAUCGAGCACGGUAAUAAAUGCGGUCGACCCUGCGUUACAGGACGAUUCCGUUCAGUGUUUUCCGUGGUGUUAUUAAUCUUAUUUUCCAUUUCAGCCACCUCUUUGUCCAUGGGGAAAGGUUUAUGGAUAUUGUUCUACCUGCCAGACUGCGGCGAUCGGCGCCUCGCAAACUAUGAUUGCAAGCGCGUCGUCGUGACUGUGGAUAUGUCCCUCUUCCUUAAUCGUCUCAGUUUUCCCCUGCGUGGCGAGUUCUAG